GAGCCAGUGGGUUUUAUAAUACUGCUUCUCCGUGCAUGUAAAUAGCCCCUCUGAUUGGCUGCCAAUCAUUUCGAGCCCUCUGAUUGGCUGAAGCGCCUGUCUGUAGGCUCUCUGUUCUUGCUUCGAGGACGCUGCAUGCUGUCUGUUGCACUUUGCCGUUUCCGGAACCUCUUGAUGUUCGUUCCGGGGCCAGGCUGCCUCUUGGGCAGGCAACAUGAGCUCGUUUCAGGGUCGCAUGAAAGAAUACCCAUCCAUAUCUAUCGACAGGUUUGACAAGGAGAACCUGUCUGCUAGAGCCUAUUUUCUGUCUCACUGCCACAAGGAUCACAUGAAAGGACUGCGUGGUCCCUUUUUGAAGCGAAGACUGCAGUGCAGCUUGAAAGUUUACCUGUAUUGUUCUCCUGUUACCAAGGAGUUACUUCUAACAAGUCCAAGAUACGCAUUUUGGGAAAAACGUAUAGUCGCUAUAGAGGUUGAUACUCCGACUCAGAUUUCUUUGGUUGAUGAAGUUACGGGUGAUAAAGAAGAGAUUUUGGUCACACUCCUACCUGCGGGUCACUGUCCAGGCUCUGUAAUGUUUUUAUUUCAAGGUUUAAACGGGACUGUUCUUUACACAGGGGACUUCAGGCUGGCAAAAGGGGAAGUGGCUCGCAUGGAGCUAUUACAUUCAGGAAACAGAGUCAAGGACAUUGACAGUAUUUACUUGGAUACAACAUUUUUUGAGCCAAAAUACUUCCAGAUCCCCAGUCGGGAAGAAUGUUUGAUUGGGAUUUUGGAGUUGGUGCGGAGCUGGAUAAAAAAGGGCCCAUAUCAUGUUGUUUGGCUUAACUGCAAAGCAGCUUAUGGAUAUGAAUAUUUAUUUACGAACCUCAGUGAAGAAUUUGGAGUAAAGGUUCACGUGAAUAAACUAGACAUGUUUAAGAACAUGCCGGAAAUCCUCUGCCAUAUAACAACUGACCGUCGGACUCAGAUUCACGCAUGUCGACAUCCAGUGAAUGAAGACAAUCUGCGAGGGAACUGGCUACCUUGUGGAAUGGUGUCCGGUGAUGGUGUCCCUCUUCGUGUCAUUAGGAUAAAACCAUCUACCAUGUGGUUUGGGGAGAGGACCAGGAACACUAAUGUGAUUGUAAGAACUGGAGAGAGUUCCUAUCGUGCUUGUUUUUCUUUCCAUUCAUCCUAUAGUGAGAUAAAAGAUUUUCUAAAUUACAUCCGGCCAAUGAACAUAUAUCCAAAUGUGAUUCCUGUAGGAAAAACAAGAGGAUUUCUAGAAGAAGUCUUAAGGCCAUUUUGCAGAGCCUUUUCUGAUAGUUCAAUAGUGGUGUAUAAACCACUGGGGAAUCUGAAGCGAGCAAGACACAUGGAGGUGCUGGAUACAGAAGACUGUGACGAUGAUGAUUUAUUUGAUGACUCCCCACUAACAAGCUUAAGGCACAAGAUUGCCAGAGACUGUAAGUGGGCAUCAGACAUAAAGCAGAGCUUCUGUCCUACCAGUCUAAAAGAAAGUGAAGUACCCAAAAGCCCUGAAGAACCAUCUGUUAAUUUUGCAAUAAAAGGAAACUAUGUGGACUGUGAGGAAUCAAAUGGGGAGGAGGAUGAUGAUGAUGAAGAGGAACAAGAAGCCAAUAAAGAUGCAAAAUCCACAACCACUUAUGAAAGCCCUGUUGUAUCAGUGAAAUUGUGUGAAAAGAUUGAAAUACAUGAUACUCAUUUAAAACAGGCAGCUCCUAAACCAGCAGAUGAAUAUGUGCCCCACUGGAGUACAUUCUUUCCUAAUUCUGGGAUCAGAGAUGUCUCGGACACAGAUGAAUGCAUUUCAGCUUCUGCAGAAUGCAAAGAUUUGCCUUCCCCAAAACUCUUUAGUGAUUCAGAUUCUGAUUCAACUCAUAUUUCUUCCGUAAACUCCUCCCAAUCCACCCAUAUAUCUGAACAGGGCAGUCAAGGAUGGGAUAGUCAAGCUGACACCUUUCUGCUCUCUUCUCAAGAAAAGAAGGCUACCGACUUGUACACGUUAAAGAACUAUUCAUGCUUUAUACCAAGUGCUGCAGUGUGUGUCAAAGACGUUUCUCAAGCUAAGGAAGUGGAAACUAGUGAUCAUAACAAUGAGGGAACGAACAGCACCGACUGCCCACUGACAGCUGCUGUAAACAAAGAAAAAUGCUAUCCACACAUUCACAUAGAAGACAAUAAUGCAAUAGUGAAGACAGACUCCCAGAGUUCCUCUGACUUUGAAAUCCCUUCUACACCCGGUGCUGAACAGCCCAAAUCUGAAAUGCUGCAGUAUUUAUACGAGCAGCUAGCCACAGGAGAACCUAUCAUACCAGAUAAGCAUGAAUAGCCAUACGUUUGUCUUUGUUCAGAAAGCUCAACGUACACCAUGGCUUGAAGCCAUGAAAACAGUGCUGCUAAUUUACAAUGACCAUGGAUAUAUUCAGGAGUUGUGUGUUACAUUAUUAUAUAUUCUUUUGUUUCAUACUGUCAAUGUGUUUUGGUAUUCUCAGCUUCAAACCUACAUUUCAGAUGCACAAGAUAAUGUAUGUCAUUGUUGUAUUUAUAAAAAAAAACGGGUAAACAUCUUUCAACAAUAAAAAAA
This is a messenger RNA of Spea bombifrons (plains spadefoot toad), 2590 nucleotides long. RefSeq names its product DNA cross-link repair 1C (gene DCLRE1C). The coding region runs from base 215 to 2335 and encodes 706 amino acids. The transcript is spliced from 14 exons. Lineage: Eukaryota; Metazoa; Chordata; Amphibia; Anura; Pelobatidae. Gene Ontology annotation, molecular function: damaged DNA binding; 5'-3' DNA exonuclease activity. The record is from RefSeq and is a predicted model, not a curated record. Gene Ontology annotation, biological process: double-strand break repair via nonhomologous end joining; interstrand cross-link repair; protection from non-homologous end joining at telomere.